Arabidopsis lyrata subsp. lyrata is the source of this 3632-nucleotide messenger RNA. RefSeq lists its product as uncharacterized. Bases 355 to 2916 code for a protein of 853 amino acids. Lineage: Eukaryota; Viridiplantae; Streptophyta; Magnoliopsida; Brassicales; Brassicaceae. The record is from RefSeq and is a predicted model, not a curated record. The transcript has 2 exons.
UACAGGAAUAAGAAGGUUAAAGAAGAAGAAACACGUGGACGGUGAAGAUUAGAGAAGAAACAACGGCUGAGAUGAAUUAUCAGAAGUUGUUGCGUUUAAAGGAAGCUGAAGAUCAAGUUACAGAUUCAUUGAUGAAAAUUGUAAAAGUUUGUUAUCUUCUCCUUGAAUCUCUUCUUUUGUUAGGUUCUCAUCUAGAGACCUAGAGAUGAUGAUCGAAGCUGCGUUUCAUGAACGUUGUUUUGGUUAACUUUAGAAUUGAAGUGUUGAUUGAUCGAUCGGUGAAGAAAGCUGUAUUAAAGGUAUCAGAGCUGUGUCAUCCUCGGAUUCGUAUCAAUGGCGGAGACACGAUCUUAGAUGUUAUUCAAGGAAACGGUGGUUCGUGAAACCAUGGCGGAGACUCGAUCGCAAUCGUUAUUGAAGGAAGUGGUGGUUAGAAAAACGGAAGACACGUUUGUAUCAAGGAUUCAAGCGUUCGAAGAUUUGAUGACGAAACAAAAUCAGGAAAUUGAUCGAAAGUUUUCAGAGAUGCUAGAAGCGAUUCGAUUAAAUAGAUUUGAGAAAGUUUUAGAUGAUCCAAUUGCUGAGCUAAAGCAGUUAAAAGAGACGAACGGUAUUGUUGAAUAUCACAAAAAUUUUGAGCUGCUUAGCACAAGAGUGAAUCUGCCAGAAGAUUACUUGGUUAGAGUCUAUUUGGAUGGUCUACAAAUUGAUACUCAAGUGAAUGUUCAAAUGUUUCAGCCUCAAACGAUUCAGCAAUGUUUCUUAAUUGGAAAAUUUUAUGAGUAUGCACAUCCUAGAAGCAACAUUGAUAACGUUGGGAUCCUUCCACUUAAGAGGGAUAGUGAACUGAAAGCUGAGGAGGAUAAGGAAGAAGAAGUAAUUGAGGUUGAGAUGGAAUCGAUGGGCUUAGUACAUGGAGCAAUCUUGGAGGAAGAAUCAACUCCACAGUUUCAGGUAUCAAUUGAUAAUUCUGAGAUUUUAAAGAAUAUUGAACUUAGGGAAGUAAAGCAAGUAGUGCAAAAUCGAGAAUAUGUGGUGAUGGACGAGAAUCUGGAGCAAGAAUGGGUGCAAAAGAACAUUGAUCAGAUAUUUGAGGUUGAAGGUGAUGUUGAGAGGAGUCCGAAAGUGCUAAGUAUCGAGAAAAUUUGCUAUGCACACCAGGUGUUUGGUAAAAUGUCUCAACAUAAAGAAAGACUUGGAAUAAAGAAGAAAACUAAAUGGUUUAAAUCUUGGAGGUUCAAAUUCAAACAAAGGAAACCAAGGAGUGACCGGCAUCCAACUGCACAUAAAUUGAUUUACAGAGAGGAUGUCAUGUACAAAUAUAUUUGUUCAAGUGCUAAAGUUGCUUUGAUGAAGAAGAAAGAGUUUUCCAAAACUUGGUCCAUUCUCAAAGAUGAUUGUUUCAGGGAAAAUGAUCAAGUGUAUCAUGAAACACUUCCCAUAUGGCCACUUAUCAGAUUCAAGUUCUGGAAAUUCAAAAUCAUGAACCGAAAUUUGCAAAAACUCAUGCCACAAAUAGAGGAGGAUAUGAUGAGUGAAGUUAUGGACUCGAGACCAGAGCAAGUGUCACAUCGAAGUGGAAGGUUUAUGUAUCCUCAGGUACCGGUUUCUGACUCGGACCACAUAAUGAACAAUAGGUUGCAGUCACAUGCUGGUACAAACUUAUUUGAGUCAAGACUCGGUCAUGGUGUUGAUAUGUUGAUUCUCCCUAAGAUGCUUGUUCAUGACAAUGAAAUGACUAGGUUACCUCCGACAAGUUUAAUAAUCUGUGAUUUUAUCCGUAGUUUUUCUCAAGCAAACUAUGUGUGGAAGCCAGGUGGGGUAACGUGUAUACAAGAUCAGUGGGAUUGGCUUAGUCAUGUUCACACGUGUGGUAUAAUUGUGAAGAUAUCACAGAGGCUCUAUGGGACAAACUUAAGUACAAAGAUGCUUUAUUCACCAUUAACAGACUCCCAGACUUGGAAAAGGGAACUUGGUAGUUUAACUAUAAACUCUAGUGUUGGUCUAAAAGAAUGGAAGCAUGGAUUCGACAUAUAUGGUUACGAGUAUAAGAAGCAGAUGUUGUUGCUGGUUAUACGACCUAAUCGUGUAUGGGAACGUGGGAGAUUACUAGCUACACAGGUUUACUGGACAUGGUUAGAGAACUACUACAAAUGUGAUAGAGUUCUGAAAUGUUGUUAUCUGUUUGAAAUGUUUUUUGUUGAGCUGCUAGUUGUAGGCAAAAAAUUGCAGAGGAGUCAUGCCUUGUUCCCAAGUUGUUGUGCUUUUAAAAACAAGAGUUUGGCCUUUACACAGCGGAGUACUUGUAUUGUUCUAGUUGAGAGGAACGAUAAAAUGCAAGGCACCAAUCAGUCUCUGGGCAUGGCAGGAUCCAAGAAAGAAAUACAAGAAUCAGAGAGUUGGCAUAGCAAAGUGAAUACAAAGCUGAGGCCUCUAGUAUAUUUGGAUGAAAUGUUCAUGUUCUUUGUUGGCAUGGGCGUUUUUAACAGAAGGCUAGGAGUGGAGACAGAACACCCUAUACACCAGGCACACAUAUUGGAACAUUUCGUGAAGUUAAGAGUUGUGGGUUUCCACAACACCUUGCUUGUUUUUCUUUAUGGGUCAGCGCCACGGCCUCCAGAAAAUAAUCAUUCAGAUUUCUUGUUUGAAUAUGCUCUUGAGGUUCAAAGCUGCGUCGGGCGAGCAUUGAUAGGAAUCACAAUGAAGCAGAGAAAAUUUUCCAAAACUUGGAGUUUUAAGUAUAAACAACAGAGGAACUUCAAAACUAGAAGAAUCAGUCCACAAAGUGAGGAGGAAUCAAAACUAGACGAAGUUGCCUGCAUUCUAACCUUGAGGUCAAGGUUCUUCGAAGGGGAAGGAUUUGAUACAGGAAUAAGAAGGUUAAAGAAGAAGAAACACGUGGACGGUGAAGAUUAGAGAAGAAACAACGGCUGAGAUGAAUUAUCAGAAGUUGUUGCGUUUAAAGGAAGCUGAAGAUCAAGUUACAGAUUCAUUGAUGAAAAUUGUAAAAGUUUGUUAUCUUCUCCUUGAAUCUCUUCUUUUGUUAGGUUCUCAUCUAGAGACCUAGAGAUGAUGAUCGAAGCUGCGUUUCAUGAACGUUGUUUUGGUUAACUUUAGAAUUGAAGUGUUGAUUGAUCGAUCGGUGAAGAAAGCUGUAUUAAGAUGCUCAAACCAGUUGACUUCCACCACCACGACAUGGAAGUUCGGCUUGGUCUCUCCAAACGCCCAGCUUACCCAAGUUUCAUCUACAUGCUGCGGAGAUGAUAUGCAGCGCCGUCAUCAAGUUCAGGGACCAAAACUCUUACGGAAAAGCCUACUUGAGCAGGAGGUUAUUCUUGGUUUUCGGUUAAUAGAUGUCAGUUUGGAUCUCCAAUGUAGGAUGAGAGAACAUGGGGUUGGCUAGAUUUAUAAUGUGCAUAAUGAGAUCAUUUGGUUCGGGUCUGAUGAACCAAACUUGUUUUCUUUUCGUAGUUCUUAUUGUUAAACAUAGCUUUGUAUAAACAUUAAGAUCAAUCUCCAUAAACUCAAAGAUGUGGAUUCCGAGAUGAUUAUCCCGAGAUGUAGCUUUGCCCGGUUAUGGGGGUGAACUCGAUACAUCUCGUGUCAUGUACUUUAUGCAAUCUCUCUUUCUC